This is a messenger RNA of Rotaria socialis, 666 nucleotides long. The record is from the annotation of a GenBank genome assembly. Lineage: Eukaryota; Metazoa; Rotifera; Eurotatoria; Philodinida; Philodinidae.
AUGCAAACAUCUAAUAUAAAAUUAAUUGAAAAAUCUGAGUUAAAUCUUGAUGAUGAUUUCAAUCAAGAUCAAAAUUCAUCACCCGAUAUAAAUCAAUUGGCAUGUAGUUUAAAGAAUAAAAUUUUUUCUAAAUAUAUUUCUAAUUAUUUAACGGAAAAAGUAGAACAGAUGUGGAUUCUAUAUGAAAAACGCAUUGAUAAAUUUUUCAAAGAAAAUCAUUUCAAUAUAACUUGUAGCAAUGCUCGUCCACAAAUAGCUAUGAAACUUGAAGAAUUAGCUAAAUAUCAACAGGACAAUAUAGAGACAUGCAAACGAGAUAUUGAAAUCUUAUGUUCUUUACGUAGACGAUUACGACACGAGAAUAAAUAUUCAGUUCAAUUACAAUCAAGUCAACGUCCACCAACCAGUUCUAGUUCAAUUCGUGUACCAAAAACACCACGAUGUAUUGAUCGCUCUAAAGUAACAACUGAUAUUUAUAAAGAUGAUACUUAUGAAUUCGAUGAUUCAAAACGAAAUAAAAUAAGUAAUCAAGAAUUAAAUGCUUUAUCGUUGAGUUCAUAUCAGCAUAAUCGUCGUCAGUGUAUAUUUAAACAUGGCGAAAUUUUACCACUUGAUUCAACAAGAAAAACUCGAACGAUCAGAGUUACGUAUUUAUGUAAUAAUUAA